Messenger RNA from Echinops telfairi (small Madagascar hedgehog), 3458 nucleotides. RefSeq names its product zinc finger RANBP2-type containing 1 (gene ZRANB1). The record is from RefSeq and is a predicted model, not a curated record. Gene Ontology annotation, cellular component: cytoplasm; nucleus. Bases 106 to 2232 code for a protein of 708 amino acids. NCBI's taxonomy places the organism in Eukaryota, Metazoa, Chordata, Mammalia, Afrosoricida, Tenrecidae. Gene Ontology annotation, biological process: positive regulation of Wnt signaling pathway; protein K33-linked deubiquitination; cell migration. Gene Ontology annotation, molecular function: K63-linked polyubiquitin modification-dependent protein binding; cysteine-type deubiquitinase activity. The transcript has 10 exons.
UUCGGGCUCCUGACCGCUUCCUCCCACCUCCGCCGGCGCCGUGGCCAUUUCUGUGUUAAGAAAUCCAGCUUCCCACCUGACAUAACUGGCUUCAAGACGGGCACAAUGUCCGAACGUGGAAUGAAGUGGGCUUGUGAAUACUGUACGUAUGAAAACUGGCCAUCUGCAAUCAAGUGUACCAUGUGUCGUGCCCAAAGACCUAGUGGAACAAUUAUUACCGAAGAUCCCUUUAAAAGUGGUUCAAGUGAUGUUGGUAGAGAUUGGGAUCCUUCUAGCACGGAGGGAGGAAGUAGUCCUCUGAUAUGCCCAGACUCUAGUGCAAGGCCAAGGGUUAAACCCUGCUACAGCGUGGAGAAUGCAAACAAAUGGUCGUGCCACAUGUGCACGUACUUGAACUGGCCGAGAGCAAUCAGAUGCACCCAGUGCUUAUCCCAGCGCCGGACCAGGAGCCCAACAGAAUCCCCUCAGUCCUCAGGGUCUGGCUCGAGGCCAGUAGCUUUUUCUGUGGACCCUUGUGAGGAAUACAAUGACAGAAACAAAUUGAACACAAGGACCCAGCAUUGGACUUGUUCUGUUUGCACAUACGAGAACUGGGCCAAGGCGAAAAAAUGUGUUGUUUGUGAUCACCCCAGACCUAAUAACAUCGAAGCAAUAGAGUUGGCCGAGACGGAUGAGGCGUCGUCAAUAAUCAACGAGCAGGACAGGGCGAGGUGGCGGGGAAGCUGCAGUAGCAGUAAUAGCCAGAGGAGAUCACCCCCCACCGUGAAACGGGACUCCGACAUGAAAAUGGAUUUUCAGAGAAUUGAAUUGGCCGGUGCUGUUGGCAGCCAGGAGGAACUUGAAGUGGACUUCAAAAAGCUAAAGCAAAUUAAAAACAGGAUGAAAAAGACGGAUUGGCUAUUCCUCAAUGCAUGUGUGGGGGUUGUCGAAGGAGACCUGGCUGCUGUCGAGGCGUACAAGUCCUCUGGGGGCGACAUCGCGCGGCAGCUGACGGCGGACGAGGUGCGCCUGCUGAACCGCCCGUCUGCGUUUGACGGCGGCUACACGCUCGUGCACCUGGCCAUCCGCUUCCAAAGGCAGGACAUGCUCGCCAUCCUGCUGACGGAGGUCUCCCAGCAGGCCGCCAAGUGCAUUCCCGCAAUGGUGUGUCCAGAGCUGACAGAGCAAGUCCGCCGCGAGAUCGCGGCCUCGCUCCACCAGAGGAAGGGCGAUUUUGCGUGCUAUUUUCUAACCGACCUUGUAACGUUUACGUUGCCAGCAGAUAUUGAAGACUUGCCCCCAACAGUCCAAGAAAAACUAUUUGAUGAGGUGCUUGAUAGAGAUGUGCAAAAAGAGUUAGAAGAGGAAUCUCCAAUUAUAAACUGGUCCUUGGAACUGGCUACGCGCUUGGACAGUAGACUGUAUGCACUUUGGAAUCGGACCGCAGGAGACUGCCUCCUGGACUCCGUCCUGCAAGCCACCUGGGGCAUAUAUGACAAGGACUCGGUGCUCCGGAAAGCCCUGCACGACAGCCUGCACGACUGUUCGCACUGGUUUUACACACGCUGGAAAGAUUGGGAGUCAUGGUAUUCCCAGAGCUUUGGUUUACAUUUCUCCCUGAGGGAAGAACAGUGGCAAGAAGACUGGGCCUUCAUACUCUCUCUUGCCAGUCAGCCUGGCGCCAGUUUGGAGCAGACACACAUUUUUGUACUUGCGCAUAUUCUUAGACGACCAAUCAUAGUGUAUGGAGUAAAAUAUUAUAAGAGUUUCCGGGGCGAAACCUUAGGAUAUACUCGGUUUCAAGGUGUGUAUUUGCCUCUGCUGUGGGAACAGAGUUUCUGUUGGAAAAGUCCGAUCGCUCUGGGCUACACAAGGGGCCACUUCUCUGCUUUGGUUGCCAUGGAGAAUGACGGCUAUGGCAGCCGGGGUGCCGGUGCUAACCUGAACACGGACGACGAUAUCACGAUCACGUUUCUGCCUCUGGUGGACAGCGAGCGGAAGCUGCUCCACGUGCACUUCCUCUCUGCUCAGGAGCUAGGUAACGAGGAACAGCGUGAAAAGCUGCUCAGGCAGUGGCUGGACUGCUGUGUGACUGAGGGCGGGGUCCUUGUGGCCAUGCAGAAAGGCUCCCGCCGGCGCAGCCACCCCCUGGUCACCCAGAUGGUGGAGAAGUGGCUCGACCGCUACCGACAGAUCCGGCCGUGCACGUCCCUGUCUGAUGGUGAGGAGGACGAGGACGACGAGGACGAGUGAACUCAAGGCCAGAAGGCACCGGGCAGACCGUGACUCCCCACACUAGUGUGGUGCUCCCAGCAGGGUGCCAGGGGUUAGGUGGGAGCCAGGCCCGCCAGCUCUGCUGGCAUGUACUCCCCGCCCCCCUCUCCACACAUACACCCCGGGAGGUGGUCGUGGAGGACUGGCAGACUAUAGUUUGUACAAAACUAAUUUUAUUCAGACAGACUGCCCCCUUUGAAUUGUACAUCUGUCUAUAAAUGUGAUGCAUGUGGCUGUGUAAGGAGUUGUGUACUAGGAACGUGUGCCAGCAUCCUCAACCCCCUGGGCCCCUCCCCCAUGCAUGGGCACUCACAGAGCACAGGGUAGAUGAGGCUUUGUUCCUGAUAUGGUCUCCCCAGCAAAGCCCAGCCACCCACCUGCAUUUCCCUUUGACCUACCCUGCGCACAAGCCUCGCUAGAGCUUGCCCUAGACAUGCGACCUUUUCCGUAUAAAUUAUCCACAGUAAAACGUAAAAAAUAAACAAGGCUUUAUUUUAAUUUAGUUCCUGUUGUGCCCAAUAAAAAUCAAAUCUUUAAGGAACAAACUGCAAGAAAGCAAAGAAAUUUUGUGUGACUUCAGUCACUACCCUAGUUUUGAAAAAAAAAAAAAAAUUAAAAAAAAUUACUAUGGCAUCUUUUAAAGUUUAUAGUAUUCAGAUAUUUGUCUGGACGGGUGGCCUACAUUGACGGCACGUCCUCCCUCCCGACUGUUGGUGGCGAUUCCUCGGAUGCCGCUGCGGGUGCCCUGGGGAGCAGGCCUGCCUGCACCGGCUGGAAACCGAUGCUCCCAGAUGGACUUGCCCGAUGUCGCCUCCACCUGAGCUGGUGGAGGGCUGUGCGGAGGACCCACCAAGGAGAGGCUUCCCACCUCAGCCAGUGUGCGUGAGGCUCCUCAGUUGGGUGUGCCUGUUGGUUCAUGGUGGCCGCCCUCACUAAAGGUCAGUUCUAUGUGGACGUCAUUUUAACAGAGUACUAUUUGACCACUGAGUGAAAACGUCAAACUUCAGGACACAGAUACUUCACACACUUGAUGUGGCAAGGAAUUUGGAAAGAUCCCAGAUAGUUACCAGUUAUAUUCUUCCUCCCCUUGCUGAGAAGGCUGUGGAAACCUUUAAAUAUCUGCUGCUUGUUUUCCCUCAUUUCUGCUUGGAUGGCAUUGAAAUGUGUGCUUCAUUUGAUGCUGGAAUACUAAAACUAGAAACCCA